Messenger RNA from Daldinia decipiens, 534 nucleotides. RefSeq lists its product as uncharacterized. Gene Ontology annotation, molecular function: zinc ion binding; DNA-binding transcription factor activity, RNA polymerase II-specific. The transcript has a single exon. The record is from RefSeq and is a predicted model, not a curated record. Gene Ontology annotation, biological process: regulation of DNA-templated transcription. Bases 1 to 534 code for a protein of 177 amino acids. NCBI's taxonomy places the organism in Eukaryota, Fungi, Ascomycota, Sordariomycetes, Xylariales, Hypoxylaceae.
AUGCUCCCUAGAAACUCGAAGCUAAAGGUUUCGCAGUGUGAUGGAAACCGACCCAUGUGCGGGAGAUGUCAGAAAACCGGCGAUACGUGUCUAUACGAAGCGAAUAAAAGGGAUAUCGGAAGAUUACAGCUACUAAGUGAGCACGACGCAGCUAGAUUACAGAAUUUUGAAAUAGUGUUUGGGGUAUUGCAAAAUGGGACCGACUAUGAAGCUGCCGAACUAUUUUCUCAAAUAAGGGUCGGGGAACCCAUUGAAAUGCUUGCGCCUAAAAUAACUCCUUCUCUUUUCCAACCUUCAGCUUUAGCAUCGUCCCAACAAGCAGCUUUUGUGUCCGGUUCGGCAACUGCACACGAUGGGUCAGAAGGCCCUUCUUCAACAGUAGGAUCGCAAAGUUUUAUGGACCUCCUAUUCGACCAAGAUGGUUGGGCCCAGCCUGUUGAUGGUAUUAACGGCUAUGAUCCCCAACUAGUCCAGGAAGAAUCGCACGACCAUGCCCCCGACACCAUCCAGAGCGAUGGCCAGCAGUCCUAUUAG